Messenger RNA from Cataglyphis hispanica, 1159 nucleotides. Its product is annotated as acyl-coenzyme A thioesterase 13-like. The record is from RefSeq and is a predicted model, not a curated record. NCBI's taxonomy places the organism in Eukaryota, Metazoa, Arthropoda, Insecta, Hymenoptera, Formicidae. The transcript has 3 exons. Bases 618 to 1049 code for a protein of 143 amino acids. Gene Ontology annotation, molecular function: fatty acyl-CoA hydrolase activity.
AAACAUUUGCCUCAAUCAACCUGUCAGCUGUCAGCCUGUCACCUGACAUUUUUAUUAUCACUGCUUGGCACAGUCAAUGAUAUUAUUAGCAGUAAUUAUUAGUUAUUAUCCAUAAAAAUAUAAAUACGAUAUAUCAUUGUUGGUAUAAUUUACAGACUUUCUUCAAAGUGUUGGGGAAUUUUUUAUUUUUGGACAAAGUUUUACAUAACGAGUUUUUUUCUUGCUUUAGCCAGAAACAUCACAACAAGGAAAGGAAGACUUAUCCCGUUAUGUGUAUCCUUUUCUCAAAGCUGAGUUACUCCCUAUUUCUUCACAGCUCAUUUAAGUAUUAUUUAGAAUCAAUAUCGGCAAUUAAUGCUUCAUCUAUAUAUUUUAUAUGCCUCAUGAUCCCUCCCUUCCAUCUCCCUCUAGUCCAUAGUCCCAAUCUCAACUGCGCACUAACAAGAAAUUCCAAUGUAUAGUUGCAUAUAUCAUGACGAUGCAUAUUUAUAUUUUUAAAGUCACUUGAAAAAUCGACAGGCAACGGGAUCAAACUAUUAAUCUCUCAAGAGAGUACGUAUUAUUUAAUUUGGAGCAUGUGAUUAAAAGAUAUAAGAUAAGAUCCAAGGGUAUCAAUCAUGUUGCAAAAGGCGAAAUUUCUGCACACCUUGCUCGAGAGAGUAAACAGUAAAGGUUUCGAUCAGUGUAUGAAAAAUGUACAAUUACUCUCAAUUGCCGAUGGAAAAUGCAAAGCACAAUUUACUGUGGCUGAAGAGCAUUUAAAUCCUUCUGGCACUAUACAUGGUGGUUUUACUAGUACCAUCAUAGAUGUUGUAUCAUCGUAUGCUCUUACGACUUAUAAACCUGAUCAAUCACCUGGAUCUUCCGUUGAUCUGCAUGUGACGUUUUUGAAGACUGCGCGUCUCGGUGAAGUAUUGACGGUCAACGCUGAGACUAUACGUGCUGGUAAGACCUUGGCGUUUCUUGCAGUGGAGAUUACGAAGAACGACGGUAAAGAUGUCGUUGCUCGCGGACAACAUACCAAGUUUAUUCCGUCAAUUAAAAAAUAAAAUUAGUGAAUAAAAAUUAUUGAAUAACAACUUACCGAUCCAUCAAUAUGUCAUUAAUAUGUACAUAAUAGAAGGAAUAGAAUACAUUGUAAUAUAUUUCUAUAGCUUAA